AAUUAAACUGUCCUCGACUUGAAUCUUACCAUCUGGUUGUAGAAAACAUUCUCUCAUAAAACAUGUGCAUAUGCAAAUACAGAGAAUUGGGUAUUCUGAGUACAAGCCCUCUGCAGUAUCCCACAUAUGUCGAGCCGUUGAACACGCAGUCGCAUGAACCCUACCGUUACACAACAUCCAUCGAUAGCUCGCAGUCAGCCCUACCCGUAUAUACAUGUACGCACAUACAUCCAUACAUGAAAACAAACACACAAAACAAACAAUAUUUCCCGUCUUGCUUUUUUCCUUUCCCUGGUAUACCUUACCUUACCGCGUUUAUUUUCUUUUGUUGUAGUUCCCUUAAACGCGAUAUGCGGUUCCGUUCGUAUUUGUGGGCGGUGUGGGUGGGGGUGGUUACAGGCGUCAAAACCUCAAUAAACCUCGUAUCGUACCGCGGCUUGCCACCCAACAAUAUUAUCAUCAAAAACCUGUUCUUUGCUCCUGCAGGGACUUUUCGCUAAUGCGUCUCCUCAACGAAUUCGCGAUGACGAUGGCAAUCAUUUCACGAGAGAGAUGGGGAAAAUCUAUUAACACGGCUAUAGAGAGAUUCUAAAGAAGUAAGAGAGUAAGAUGAUCACCUAGAAGUCAGUGGAGAGGGUACGUACCUAUCAGGUCAACUUGCGAAACACGU
Messenger RNA from Aaosphaeria arxii CBS 175.79, 670 nucleotides. RefSeq lists its product as uncharacterized. Bases 63 to 500 code for a protein of 145 amino acids. NCBI's taxonomy places the organism in Eukaryota, Fungi, Ascomycota, Dothideomycetes, Pleosporales. The record is from RefSeq and is a predicted model, not a curated record. The transcript has a single exon.